This is a messenger RNA of Rhipicephalus microplus (southern cattle tick), 1602 nucleotides long. RefSeq names its product tyrosylprotein sulfotransferase (gene Tpst). Gene Ontology annotation, cellular component: Golgi apparatus. Lineage: Eukaryota; Metazoa; Arthropoda; Arachnida; Ixodida; Ixodidae. Gene Ontology annotation, biological process: peptidyl-tyrosine sulfation. Gene Ontology annotation, molecular function: protein-tyrosine sulfotransferase activity. The record is from RefSeq and is a predicted model, not a curated record.
CUCCGUGUGGCAGCGGCUGCGCAGCCAGCCCGUGUGCCGCGCCUGCCCCGUCUCCCGUGGUUUCCGGUAGCAUGAGGUAGCAGGCCAGCGCAGCUCGGCGCCUUCCUCUUCCUUCCCGGUCCCACAUUGCCACUGACCCGUGGCAAUGCGCAGCGCCGUGCUGCUGCCCAGGCCCACCCGGCGGUGGGUGGUGCUGUGCGCCGCCUGCCUCCUCGCCGCCUUCCUCUGCUACACCUUCCUCGGCUCGUGCCGAUCGGGCAACCUGAACUUCACAUACGUCCCGCCAGAGCGCUUCGUGUGGGGCCGCAACAUGGAGAAGAUCCACUACGACCGGCACAUGCCGCUCAUCUUCAUCGGCGGCAUGCCGCGAAGCGGCACGACGCUCAUACGCGUGCUGCUGGACGCGCAUCCAGACGUGCGCUGCGGCGAGGAGACGCGCAUCAUCCCGCGCCUGCUCUCGCUCAAGCAGCAGUGGUCCAAGAGCCCCACCGAGGUGCAGCGGCUCAUCGAGGGGGGCAUCACCGACGACGUUAUGGACGCUGCCAUGACGGCUUUUAUCCUGGAGGUAAUUGUGAGGCAUGGCAAGCCUGCGCCACGGCUCUGCAACAAGGACCCGUUCACGCUGCGCGCCGCUGUUUACCUGCACAAGCUGUUCCCGCAGGCUAAGUUCCUGCUCAUGAUACGUGAUGGCCGGGCAGUCGUCCACUCCAUCAUCACGCGAAAGGUGACGAUCACAGGCUACGACCUGUCCGACUACCGGCAGUGUCUGAAGCGCUGGAACGCCGCUAUGUAUUCCAUGUACAACCAGUGCCAGCAGCUGGGGCCCAGCAUAUGCAUGCCCGUGUACUAUGAACAGCUGGUGUUGCACCCCAAGCCCUGGCUGCAGCGCAUUCUUGCUUUCCUUGACGUGCCGUGGAAUGAUUCUGUGUUGCACCACGAGCAGAUCAUCAACCAGUCGGGCAUAUCACUCUCCAAGCUCGAGCGUUCCACCGACCAGGUGAUCAAGCCAAUCAACCUGGAGGCACUGAGCAAGUGGGUCGGUCAGAUUCCCGAGGAUGUUGUGCGCGACAUGGCCAAAGUGGCACCCAUGCUGUCCGAGUUGGGCUACGACCCGAUGGCCAACCCUCCAAACUACGGUCGACCCGACUCAUUCGUGCUCAAUAACACGCUUCAGAUCAAGCGCGAGACAGCCGAAUGGCGCGCUCGAGAGCUGGAGCUGGCUCAGCAUCGCGAUGCUAUUCGUCGUGGUGCCAUUAGACGCAAGGUUGAAGAAGACGCUUUUAUUAGGACACCCACACCUUAGGAAAAGAAACUUGUGCGUGACUUUAAAAGACUUGAAUCUGUGUGACUCCCGUGAGCAUUUCUGUCUUGGAAAACGACAGUCCCGUCAUUUUUGUAAAAAAAAGAAAGACGAAAAGACUCUGAGCACGCAGCCACCUUCUCCAGUCACGUUAGUGCAAGUCGCGUCUGGCUGGCAGCUUUACUUUAUGCCAAAUGGUCGAAUGUACAAGAAGUCAGGUGUUCUUUCAAAGCAGCUUUUUUCUCAAAUAUUACCUCAUAAGCUUGUUGUUUUUUUAAUAUUGGAUAUAAACAUGAGUUUAA